This is a messenger RNA of Pangasianodon hypophthalmus (striped catfish), 6744 nucleotides long. Its product is annotated as alpha-1,6-mannosylglycoprotein 6-beta-N-acetylglucosaminyltransferase B. The transcript has 18 exons. Gene Ontology annotation, biological process: protein N-linked glycosylation. The record is from RefSeq and is a predicted model, not a curated record. Gene Ontology annotation, molecular function: alpha-1,6-mannosylglycoprotein 6-beta-N-acetylglucosaminyltransferase activity. The coding region runs from base 377 to 2758 and encodes 793 amino acids. NCBI's taxonomy places the organism in Eukaryota, Metazoa, Chordata, Actinopteri, Siluriformes, Pangasiidae. Gene Ontology annotation, cellular component: Golgi apparatus.
CAGGCGAGUGAUGGCGCUGUGCUCUCGACAGUUUACCUGAGCCGCUCGCUCUUUGCGCAGUAGGGCACAUGAGAGAUGCUUUCCCUAUAGGCAGAAUCGUGGCUCCUUUGCUGUUGGUUGUAAGAUGGAACUUUGCGCUUUUCCUCUUCCAGAUUUUCAGUCCAGUGUCCUCGCUGACCAAUUAACAUCGCAGCCGAAAGACUCUGUAAAUACUUUGUGUGUGUCACUCUUUGGACUAAGCAGCAUUGCUCUUUUUUGUUUACGCAUUCAAGAAGUCUCCGGUACCAAAGCGAGAAAUCACACACAUCACACAACUAUGUUUAACGCGAAAAUACGCAGCUGAUGGACCGCAUGAUUUAUUCUGAUCCGCUCAAAAAUGAUGGCUUUUAACAGCGACGGCAUGACUGUGGUGAGAAGAUGCCUCCUGACGUUCAAGCCCUUCAGGAUUUUUGUGGUAGGGCUCGGCUUCUUCAGCCUCUGCUUCCUAAUGACCUCUCUGGGGGGCCAGUUCUCGGCCAAACGGCUUGGAGACUCUCCCUUCACCAUUCGCACCGAAGUACUAGGUGGGCCAGAAUCUCGUGGAGUCCUGAGGAAAAUCAGUGACAUGUUGGAAAUUAUUUUGAAGAGAAUUGACACUCUAGCAAAACUCAGCAACACCAGCAAAAGCCACAGCCUGGAGGAGCUCAGCUCUACUCUUGAGAGGUUUCAGCCGAUGGGACUAGUGGAACGGAUUCAGGCCAUUGCUCAGAAUGUGUCUGAAAUGGCUGUGCGUAUGGAGCAUAUCCUGCAGAAGAGUAAAAAUGCUGCCACAGGGAGAGAUGGAAUGGCAGGGCAGUGUGAAAUCCCAAAAGAUCCUGGCUACCCGGACUGUGCAAGUAAAGUUGAUUGGAUGCGGGCCAGAUGGACAUCAGACCCCUGCUACGCCUUCUAUGGAGUCGAUGGCUCUGACUGCUCCUUCCUCAUCUACCUGAGUGAGGUGGAGUGGUUCUGCCCCCUGCUUGCCUGGAGGAAUCAGAGCAUUCAGCCCACCACCAGCACCACACCAAAGACACAAGCAAUAGUUCGUGCUGAUAUGGGACCUCUGCUGGAGCAGGUCGGUUCAGGGAAAGAGUCUCUGAGCUUCAUGAGGAGGAGGAUACGCAGGUUGGCCGUGCAGUGGGCCGUAGCUGCCCGUAGGCUAGACGAGCGUCUGCGCAGGCAACAGAGGCAGCAGAAGAGGGUGCUGGUACACGUGGGUUUUCUGACAGAGGAGUCUGGUGAUGUGUUCAGUCCUAAGGUGUUAAAAGGAGGGCCGCUGGGUGAGAUGGUGCAGUGGGCUGAUAUCCUCAGUGCACUUCACGUGCUGGGACACGACCUCAAGAUCUCACUGUCAGUCAAAGAGCUGCAUGGGUUUCUUGGCGUCCCCCCAGGAAGAGGAAGUUGCCCAUUGCGAGGACCUUUGCCCUUUGACCUCAUCUACACAGACUACCAUGGACUGCAGCAGAUGAAGCAACACAUGGGCCUCUCCCUCAAAAAGCACAAAUGUCAUAUCCGGGUGAUUGACACAUUUGGUACUGAGCCAGCAUAUAACCAUGAGGAAUACGCCACCCUGCACGGCUACAGGACCAACUGGGGCUACUGGAACCUCAACUGCAGACAGUACAUGACCAUGUUCCCACAUACUCCUGACAACUCCUUCAUGGGCUUUGUUGCUGAAGAACUAAACCACACUGAAAGGCUCAACAUUCAAAGAGAGAAAGUGAACAAUAUGGCAGUGAUCUAUGGCAAAGAGGCCAGCAUGUGGAAGCUUGAGGGGAAAGACAAGUUUCUAACCAUUCUGCACCGCUACAUGGACAUUCAUGGAACAGUCUAUUAUGAAUCCCAGCGGCCUCCAGAAAUCCCUGCCUUUGUAAGAAACCAUGGCUUGUUGCCUCAACAUGAGCUACAGCAGCUUCUUAGGAAGGCCAAGCUUUUCGUAGGAUUUGGCUUUCCUUAUGAAGGUCCUGCCCCUUUGGAGGCCAUAGCCAAUGGCUGCAUUUUCCUUCAGCCCAAAUUCCAUCCAGCUCGUAGCUCUCUCAACAACGAGUUCUUCAGAGGGAAGCCCAUGUCCAGAGAGGUGUCUUCUCAACACCCCUACACCGAGCAGUACAUUGGCAGACCGCAUGUCAUCACUGUGGACUAUAACAAUUCAGAGGAAAUUGAAGCAACCAUUAAAGAAAUCCUGAAAUCCAAGGUAGAGCCCUUCUUGCCUUAUGAAUAUACCUCUGAAGGAAUGCUAGAAAGACUGAAUGCUUACAUCCAGCAUCAGGAUUUCUGUCGCAUCAAUGGCCCCUUUCCAUCAGCCAAUGAGUCCAAACUGUGGCCGGGGAAUCCACCAAACCCUUUUGUCCUCAUGCCCAACUCCACAGGUGUGGUAUGGGCCUCAAACAUCAGUGCUCCAGCAUCUUGGCCCCCUCUCAGUGCCCUGAGGCUGCUCCUCAGUCCUGAGGCCUCAUCGUGUGUGAAGACAUGCCAGGAUGCUGGCCUCAUCUGUGAGCCUGCCUUCUUCCCUUUCAUUAACAAUAUGGAGGCUUUCAAUGGGAUUGAUGUUCAGUGUGAGGCUUUGGAAAUGGAGAUGAACCAUUUAUUUCCGGCUGUGGCUGUCAAGGGGAGAGAGUGUUUCCUGCAGAAGGAAGCGCUCCUGUUCAGCUGCGCUGGGAUCAGCACCAAACACCGACGCCUUUGUCCCUGUAGAGACUUCCUUCAGGGCCAGGUGGCGCUGUGCAGAGAUUGUUUCUGAGAUCUAUGAUACACUGAGACCAGAUCCUGGGCCAGAUGAGGUGAUUGCCUUCCCAUAAACAUUAAGGCCUGAUGAACUAAUCCACUCAUGCCUGAAUACAAUGGAUCCCUCAAGAAAUGAGAGAUAUAAGAAGCAUAUCCGAGCUGAGAUUGGAUGGAACAAACAUAAUCAGAUUUCUACAGUUUCCAGACUGCUUAAGAGGUUAAGAGAGUACAAUUUUUCUUUUUCUUUUUUUUUGUAGAUGGCAAAAGCGGCUAUUUUUCCACAAUUAUUCUUUGAAUGUUGUUAUAUCCAAAUGCACACAAAGCAUUGAAAUAACUGAUAAUGCUGGUGAUUUUUAUAAACACAUAUGGUAAAUGGUACAAGUGUACUGUUCACUGUUCUGUGGUAUCCUAACAUCUUUUAAUAUUUUUUUUUUCAAACUUCAAGAUAUUAUCAGAUAUAUCAUCAGAAGCCCGAAAUCAUUUGGAAACUGGCAUAAUCGUCAUCUGAAUGCUUUCUCAAUAUAAUCAGCUCUAGGCAGCACAACACCAAGAUUCACAUACACAUAAGAGAUGUUAUGUAGAAUAUCUCCUGAAGUCAACUGCAGUAAAAAAGUGGGCCUCAUUUAUCAGUAUAUUCAUAUAAGUUGUGUGUAAAUGUUUGGGUAAGCCAAACUGAACUAAAAAUUUCCAAUGGAUUUACAAAGGUUUUGGAAAUGCUGAUUUUCUUCAUCUUCGCAUGUAUAUGUUGAUGAAUGACAAUCACCCAUUAUUACCAGGCACAUGCAUGGCACAGCUGAUCUGCAUUUGGUGACCCACAAAACUCCAUAAAAGGCAAAGCUCACACAGCUGAAAUGAUGAGUAAACAGCAAAAAAAUACUCUCAGAGGUAGAAGGGAAAGUUAUUUAGACUCACGUCUAUGCCAAUAAUAAUAUAUAUAUUAUUAAACACUGUAACAACACCUGAAAAGAUAAAGACAAAUUACAGAAAAGGUGAAUUAGGUGUGAACUAAGUGACGUGGAAAGAAAAUAGUGUGACAUGAAAAUGGAGGAGACCCAGAUGAUCAUGCACACCAAGUAUAUCACGCAGGGAAGCUAUUUUUAAAUUGUUUUAAGUCUCUCAGCUAACGUACUGAACUGUUGGACUGCAUGAAAAGAAGAUGCUGUGGCAAAUGGAACCAUUUUAUAAGGCAGCUUUUGUCCUGUCAUACCGGUCUUUAAACCUCCUUUCCAUCAUAAGCGUGGUGACUGCACACUGGGACAGCAUUUAUGAAGUUGUAACAUGAAAACAAAUGCAAUACAAUUCAGAUGUCUCCAAGAUUUGAUUCUUUCAUGAUUCAUUUUGUGUCUGAAGCAGUAUUUUAAGACCUGUACACUUUAUGCAAGACUAGUGUUCAUAGGGCUACAUACAUAAUAUCUGCAUAAGCCCUUUAUAACACAUAUAGGACUACAUAUAGGGUGUCAUAUAAUGUUCAUAUUGUACAUAAUGUACAUAAAGACUGUCAACUUUGAUGUUAAGUUGACAUAACACUCAAAUCAAGUUACAGAAUUUUGUAGAUAUGAGGUUGUGUUGACAUUUUCUGGGCUCUCUUAUGUUACAAUGCCACUGUCAAACAGUUGGAUGCAAUAGCAGUGCUGGGUUUAUUAAUAGUUAAUAAAAGCUAGCAAAACAAAACAGAAAGACAAUAAUCGAAAACCAUAUUGUAGGCAAAGGGUUGGGCAACGUACAAACCAGCGCAAACUAGGCAAAUCCGUAACAGUAAACUAGAUGGAAACGAGAUAAAACCAGACAAGAUAUUGCACAGAUAUACAGUAUGACUCAGUAAUGGCACAUAUGUGAAUGGAGUGAGACUUCACAAAUUAAAGUGAACAGUCCGGAGUAUAUAAAGGUUAUGCACUGAUUGGAAACAAGUGUAUUUGAUUAGACGUUCAGUGGCUGUGAGCAGGGAUAGGUUUCUUGCGAGUCACAUGGUCAUAACAUAUCACAUGACUGGCUGUGGAGUUUCUCAACUGACAUGGAGGUUGGCUGGUAUUCAUAGGUAGUUUGACUGCUUUGGAGUUAUUCCAUCAAUGUGACAGCCAACUGAUUUUUUCUUUAUCUCAGAGUCAUGGCAAUAUCACAGCCAAACUUACUCUAAUUUAAGGUAGUUAAACAAUAGUAAAAUUAUGCUCACUUUAUUUAAAGAAUAAAAGUAAAUAAAUGCAAUAUGUAUAGCAACUGAAGGCAGCUGCAGUAAAGGAUUGCAUCCAAGUAUUAAAAAUAAUCCUAAUAUUUAUGAUUAUGUUAGUUUGUCCAAUUACUUUUGAGCCUGUGAAACUGGAGGGACUCUGUAAAAAAUGGCUGUAAUUCGUAAACGGUUAAUACAAUAAACCCCCUGAAUUAAAGCUGAAAGUUUAAUCACAUCUUGAUUGCUUCAUUUCAAAUCCAUUGUAGUGGUGUACAGAGGCAAAAUGACAGCCCUUUGGGACAAAGCCCAAUUAUUCACAAUGUGCAACUGCUCAGUAUUCUUCAGAGAUGCUCUGGCUGAAGUGAAGAGAGUUGCUAAAAUAUAGUGUAGAACAAGACCGCAAUUGCUAGGUUUUUUUUUUUCCUUCCAUAAUCUGUGUUCUCCAUGUAUUUUGUUUUGUUAUCUAAUCUAUGUAUUUUGUAUUUUGUUCUCCAGCCUGUGAAAAAAAAUUGCCAUGAACUAGAUAGUGUUAGGAUACUAGCUACAACCCUUACCAAGAGAUUAACAAGUCAUAGCUCUCAAAUCACACACUUGCCCAACUCACUUAGGCAUUACUAGCACUGCGCUAGCAUGGUUUAGACCAUACUUCACUGAUAGAUAGCAUUUUAUCUCCAUUGGCAAUUUCAAAUCCCACACUAUAUCAGUCUCUCAAGGUGUUCCACAAGGCUGUAAAGUGACCUUGGGUUUGUGAAAGGUGCUCUUAUUAUUAUUAUUAUUAUUAUUAUUAUUAUUGUUAUAAGCUAGUUUGAAUUACAAAAGUAUAAAGAUAUUCACCAAUGCCUCCCUUAUUGUUAUUAGUUCUCAACUGGGCAGUGACACAAAUUCCACAACAAUUCCCCACAAAAUUAAUACCAGUAAGUGUCUCUAUAACUCCAUCUGUUCUGAAUCCUUUUCUUCUCUUUUCUUAUGGUAUUGGACUCUUUUACACUCCAUUUUUUACACUCUCACACUCUCUCUCUUUCCUGAUUGGCUGCAGCUCCUGUCAACGAUCCUGUAGCCAGUCUUCUUUUGAUUAUUUUUCUUCUCUGAAUCACUACUAAUGUUUGUUAUUAAUUUAAAAAUCCUGUAACUUUCCUGUAAUGUUUAGGCCUGGAGAAAAUAUACAGAGGAAAAAUUACAUUGUCAUAAGUAUUGAUAAAAAUCUUUACAGAAAUAAGAAACACUUUUUAGUGAAAAUAUAGACAAUGUUGUUGUUACAGUUUAAUGUUUGUUGUUACAAUUUUCACAAUAUAACAGUUAAAUAGCUGUUUAUAUUCAUAUAAUUCAUGUCAGUAUUUCCACCAAGUGACAAGUGAGACAAUGUUUAUUGAUGUGCUCACCUUAGUUUAAAUAAUGUAAUAAUCUCAUCGUCAUUAUAAGGCUCUGACAUAACCAGGAGUACACCGAAGUACAAUAUCAGUUGUCAUGAUGUUCUAACGUAUCACCCCUGUCAUAACACAAACCUAUAUCGACAACUGUCAAUUUAUGUAAUUUGUUUCAGACAUUAUGUCAACCUAACAUCAAAAUUAAGGAAAGGAGUAUGUAAUUACAGUGUGGACAGGUCUCAGAAACAAAACAAAAAAUCAUUUGGGUAAGAUUUCUCUUCUGGACAUUUUCAGUUUGUUUCUGGUUUUUCAUUUUCAUUCCUUAAACUGGUGAUUUCACCAUCAUUUGUUGAUUUCUUCAUUUGCAUGAUGCUAAAUAUUAGUUCAUUUAAUUACUCACUAUUAGCAACAGUACUGUAUAAUUGUGUGUGCUACAUUUUUCAUAUGCACAUGAAUAUUUGCAAAGAAUGUACC